UUAUAGGGAAAAUGUGUCGCUCUUGUUCACAGGCUUUCAUCGGAAUCGCUUUUAUUUCUUUCCUUUUCACAGUGCCAGUGGAAGAAAUUCAGUUUAAGAGACAAUAUAGUAAAAACUGGUCGUGUAUUGGCUGAUUUUAGGUUUAAAUCUACUAUAUUUAUACAAGAUGCCCAAAUCCAAGAAGAGGAACAACAAGGGGGGGCAGCAUGGAGCUGUGCAGCCUUUCAGCGAUGAGGAAGCUUCUGUUGAGACACUCAGUCACUGCAGCAGUUUUAGUGAUGCCAACAGUGUGGCAGAGGAUGGUGGAGAGGUGGAGGAUACAGCUCAUGAUGAUUUUGAGUACAAAUUGAAGGUUUACAUUGAUUGCACGGUUGAUAAAAGUGCUAAAACCAGACAAGGUGCCCUUGAUGGAUUGAAGACUGCCAUGGCAACCAAAAUCUUGCAUGAAUUCAUUUUGGAGAGAAGGAUGACCAUCACAGACAGCAUCGAGCGCUGUUUGAAAAAAGGUAAAAGAGAUGAGCAGCGGGCAGCAGCAUCCCUGGCUUGUCUCCUGUGCAUUCAGCUAGGCUCUGGAAUCGAGAGUGAGGAGGUUUUCAAGACUCUCAAACCCAUAUUCAAGACUAUCUUAAACGACGGAACAGCAAACAUCCAGUCCAGACAGGCUUGUGCAACAGGUCUAGGUCUCUGUACUUUAGUAGCUGAAGAUGAUAUCUUGGAUGUGUACGCCACCAUGGAGUGUUUUGAGAGCCUUUUUACCUGCUCGUACGUGCGUGAGGAUGGCAGCAGGCCUUCUCUGAGCCCACAGACUGUUCAGUUGCACACCAACGCACUGCUCUCCUGGGCUCUGUUGCUCACCAUCUGCAGUGCCAGCCACAUCACAGCCAUCAUCCACAAGCAUUUGGCGAAGCUGCCACGUUUGCUGGAGAGCGAGGAUGUUAACAUGCGCAUUGCAGCUGGAGAGACGAUCGCCCUGCUGUUCGAGCUUGCCAGAGAUGUUGAUCCGGAGUUUGACUGGGACGACUGGGAGCUGUUGUGCGACAAACUGAGUGCUCUAGCCACUGACUGCAACAAACACCGUGCCAAGACUGAGAAGAGGAAGCAGAGGUCUGUCUUUAGGGAUGUUCUAAAAGCUGUGCAGGAUGGGGACUUUGAGACUGAGACGAUCCGCUUUGGCACUGAAAGAAUGGUAAUCAACAGCUGGGUGAGGAAGAGGACCUACGAUGCUUUCAGAGAGUUUGUGGGAUCUGGAAUGAAUUACCAUUUACAGGCGAACGAGUUCAUUAGAGACGUGUUUGAACUGGGACCAGCCCUGCUGAUUGAUUCUGCUGCCCUAAAAGCUAUGAAGAGCUCCAGACUGGAGAGGCACCUCUACAAUGCUGCUGCGUUCAAGGCUCGCACCAAGGCCAGAAACAAGUUUCGUGACAAAAGAGUGGAUGUGGGUGAAUUUUAGAGUUCUUCUUUCUAUUUAUUAAUAUAUCCUUUACUUAGAAUUAAUAUUUGGGUCUUAUGUGGUAUACUUUGCUCCCUCUCUUUCUAUGUAUUUAAUAUUAGAAUUUCAUUUUAACAUUGUGGUGUAUUGUAGGAUUUAUUGUGGGAUGCCUUUGUGUAAAACUUACUUUCCAUGUUUAAAUUAAUUGGAACUAUUUUGCUCUUAUGUUAUUAUGAUCUAUUGUAUGUGUAUAAGUAUGAAAUUAUUUUUCCUAAUUAUUAACUAAGUUGAAAAAAAAUUGUAAAUUUCUUUUUUGAGAAUAAACAGCUGCUGAAGCUA
Messenger RNA from Trichomycterus rosablanca, 1768 nucleotides. RefSeq names its product interferon-related developmental regulator 1 (gene ifrd1). The coding region runs from base 167 to 1450 and encodes 427 amino acids. The record is from RefSeq and is a predicted model, not a curated record. Gene Ontology annotation, cellular component: nucleus. NCBI's taxonomy places the organism in Eukaryota, Metazoa, Chordata, Actinopteri, Siluriformes, Trichomycteridae. The transcript has 12 exons.